GAGGCAAUCCCUGGUCUGUCCUUUUACCAAUGCCCAGUGGGUGACAGGCUCUUUCCCAGAAGUUGAACUGCAAGACUCUGGCAGGUCCUUCUCUCCCAAGUCAAGUGAAGUGGCUUCUCUGGUAAUGGACUGCCUUUCUAUGAGCUUCCAUCCUGGCCAGGCUGCCCAAAUCUAGCCUGUGAAGCAAGAUAAGAAACAUCCCCCAGGAAAAAAAUGACGGAAGAACCCACAAAAGAGAACCUGGGAGCUCCAAAAUCUCCUAUACCCGUGACAAUGGAGAAAAGCCCCAAGAGUGAAGUUGUGGUCACCACGGUCCCCUUGGUCAGCGAGGUUCAGCUGAUGGCCGCCACUGGGGGUGCCGAACUCUCCUGCUACCGCUGCAUCAUCCCCUUUGCGGUGGUGGUCUUCAUCACUGGGAUCGUGGUCACCGCUGUGGCUUACAGCUUCAAUUCCCAUGGUUCCAUCAUCUCCAUCUUAGGCCUGGUCCUUCUGUCCUCUGGACUAUUUUUACUAGCCUCCAGCGCCUUGUGCUGGAAGGUGAGACAAAGGAACAAGAAAGUCAAAAGACGCGAGAGUCAGACAGCUCUUGUGAUAAGUCAGAGGAGCUUGUUUGCUUAAGACUGAGAACUUCCGCCGUCCCAUCCUGCUCUAACUAGGCGAAUUCAUUCAUAUGGAACCAACCCUGGAGGGGAUGGGCUCAACUUUGAAAUGGACUACCAAAAUGAACAUAGGGCAUAGGGAGGACUGAAAACGAGGAGUCAAGAUGGUUCCCCCAUUGUAGGGAAUAACUCAUUUUCUUUCAUGACAAACUUAAUCCUAAGGGCUAUUUCUAAAACAGAAGAAUCAGCUUCUUUUUUAUGUUAAACGUUUAGGGAGUGUGGGAUAUGCACAGCAUUAAAUAACACUUGGCUCACUUUGGAAAGUACCCAAAGGAAGGACAAAUACCGAGAGAGCCCUGGAAAGCGGUGAUCUAAAAUCCGUCCACCGAAAGCCUACAUUGGCUUGGCAUUCCCACAUACCUAAGAAAUACUGUUAUAUAUUUUUUUCCAAUAAGUUGAUUCUUUGGCCCCCCUUUUAAAAGAAUUUUCACUUUCAGUAACAUCACUAGAGGUACUUUAUUUUGAAGAAUAGACUAAUAUUUUUUUAUACUUUAACAAUGGACAAUUGUAGAUGAUUGUAAUGAUAUGUCAGAAGAAAACAGAAAUGUAGAUAACACAGAUGACAUGAGGACAGUUAAAUUAAUACUGAAAUAAUCCAAUAUAGCACCUUUGAUGGCUUUUAUACAAAAGUUCAGUGUGCAUUUUCACUCAAAAUAAUAAAUGCUCAUGGCUGCUGAAACUUCUUAAAUGCUA
Molecule: messenger RNA, 1352 nt
Organism: Mastomys coucha (southern multimammate mouse)
Lineage: Eukaryota; Metazoa; Chordata; Mammalia; Rodentia; Muridae
Gene: Tmem100
Product: transmembrane protein 100
Exons: 3
Coding region: 214-618 (134 amino acids)
Biological process (GO): cellular response to BMP stimulus
Source: RefSeq, a predicted model, not a curated record